AUGAGCAGCUCCUUAGAAUGGAUCUCGCGUAGGACUCACCUGGGAAAACCCUUCGGGGAGGAAGGGAACCUGGCUUCCCUGCAGCGGGAAUUGGCACCGUCCCAGCCCUGCCCCCACGCAGAAGUCAGGGCUCCUCCGGCACGGGGCAGCUCCUCGGUGAGGCUGGGGAUAGCUCUGGGAGGCGGAGGCGAGAUCGCGGCUGGAAAAGCAGCAAAGAGCUCCUCGGUCCUCUCCUCUCUCUGCGGCUGCGAUGCUCCAGUGCUCACUCACUCGGUCCCCGGAAGAGGAGCCGAGGCUGGGAGCUGCCGGGCACUGGCAGGAGCCUUUGCCAUGGACAACAGCCAUGGAGGCAGAGACCUGAAUGGUGCCGCGGAAGGAGGGAACCGCGGCGUGACGGGGGAGGGCUCCCCGGCAGCUCUCGGCAAGCAGGAGUCUCCUUUCCCCCUCAUUUUCCAUGUUCCGGCUCACGGUGCCUCUUUUCCUCUUACAGUCACUAAGAGCCCACCGCAGUGGGAGAUUGGCAUCUACGUCACUGGUGCCUUGGUGCUCCUGGGGGUCGCUGCUGCCAACCUCUGGAAGCUGUGGCGCUCUGGCAGCUACCCAGCACCAUCCCCCUUCCCCAACUACGAUUAUCGGUACCUCCAGCAGAAGUAUGGAGCAGCCUAUUCAGAUGCAAAGCACAAGAGAGGGCUGGCCCUGGACUCGCAGCGGGCACUGGACCGGAGCUCAGCCAGCCGCAAGCACAGCCUGCGGGCAGAUGAGACCUUCGACAGCAUCGCCGAGCUGGGCAGCCUGGAGCUGAUGAGCAGAGACUUGGCCCACUACGGCCCCCUGAAGAAAUCCAUCUCGGCAGACUCCCUCAACUCCAUCUCCUCCAUCGGGAACAACUUCGGGCAGGAUUUCACGGUGGGGCAGGUGGAGGUCUCCAUGGAGUAUGACUCGAGGGCAGGCACCCUGCACGUGAGGCUGCUGCAGGGCAAGGACCUGCUGGAGAAGGAGGAAGUUCGCUUCGAGUCCUGCUUUGUGCGCCUCAGCCUGCUCCCGGCCGAGCAGAUCGUUGGCAUCUCCCGGAUCCAGCGGAGCGCCUAUGCCGUGGCCUUUAACGAGCGCUUCUCGGUGCCGCUGCCCCCCGCGGCGCUGGAGGAGCACAGCCUGCGCUUCUCCGCCUUCGGCAUCGACGAGGAUGAGAGGAAAGUCAGCGCCGGCGUGGCCGAGCUCAAGCUCUCCGACCUGGACCUGGCCACACGGCCCUUCAACGCCUGGCUCUACCUGCAGGACAUGAACAAGGCGGUGGACACGGUGGGAGAGAUCCUGCUCUCCCUGAGCUACCUGCCGACGGCCGAGCGCCUGACGGUGGUGGUGGUGAAAGCCAAGAACCUGGUGUGGAGCAAUGGCAAAGUCACCGCAGACCCCUUUGUCAAGGUGUACCUGCUGCAGGAUGGGAGGAAGAUCAGCAAGAAGAAGACAGCAGUGAAGAGGGACGACCCCAACCCUGUGUUCAACGAGGCCAUGAUCUUCUCAGUGCCAGCCAUCGUGCUCCAGGAGCUGUCACUGCGGGUGACGGUGGCCGAGUGCGGCGGGGACGGCCGUGCCGAUCACACCGGGCAUGUGCUGAUCGGGCCGGCGGCCGGCGGCAUGGGCAUCACGCACUGGAACCAGAUGCUGGCCACGCUGCGGAAGCCGAUCUCCAUGUGGCACCCGCUCCGCAGAACCUGA
Indicator indicator is the source of this 1716-nucleotide messenger RNA. It is a transcript of the gene SYT12, whose product is annotated as synaptotagmin 12. The record is from RefSeq and is a predicted model, not a curated record. The coding region runs from base 1 to 1716 and encodes 571 amino acids. Lineage: Eukaryota; Metazoa; Chordata; Aves; Piciformes; Indicatoridae. Gene Ontology annotation, biological process: regulation of dopamine secretion; cellular response to calcium ion; regulation of calcium ion-dependent exocytosis. The transcript has 9 exons. Gene Ontology annotation, molecular function: calcium-dependent phospholipid binding; calcium ion binding; SNARE binding.